This is a messenger RNA of Dalotia coriaria, 2702 nucleotides long. RefSeq lists its product as uncharacterized. NCBI's taxonomy places the organism in Eukaryota, Metazoa, Arthropoda, Insecta, Coleoptera, Staphylinidae. The coding region runs from base 152 to 2368 and encodes 738 amino acids. The transcript is spliced from 5 exons. The record is from RefSeq and is a predicted model, not a curated record.
GCCCAGCAUCUCGCUUUCACGGCGCGUCGCUCGCACGUGGUUCAAGUAAAAAUAAAAGUUCCGCACGCAAAAAAAAGUAUCAGUUUUUUCUUCUUCCUCAUCAUCAUCAAAAAAUUUGGAUACUGGAUACUGGAUACAGGAUACCCGCAAGAUGAUAUUACAAAUACUUCUAGCGUCAAUAUUGACGCUGAAUUUCUGCGAUGGGAUAACAGUCUCACCUCCAGCAGAAGAUUCACACACUGAAGCAACAAAUAUCGAAACAACAAAAGUUGCCUAUGAUUACUCACCAGGAAGUACAAUUCCGAGUGAUCAGGCUCAAAAUUUGCAACAGCCGUCAUCAAACGAAAACGCAAGACAUUUGGACAGCAGUUGGAGCUACCAACCGUUCAUCGAGUAUGCCAACGUGAGUCCGCACAGCAAGUCCAUCACACAGAUCGCCAUUGGAAAGGAUGCUGUCGAAGCACUUCAAAAAAGCAAACUGCCACAACACCAAACAAAUCAAAAUAUCCUUUAUCUACAAUCCGAGGUGGCUAAACCAGUUGAUAAUCAACUUCCGGUCCAACCGGAACCCAAUGGGAAUCUUGUUUACUAUUUACCACCAGAGGGCGCACCUAUCCAGGAUGCCUAUGCUACUCAACCGGCACAAACAGUUGGACCAGGACCACUUUUAUACUAUUCACAAGUACCGCAACAGUUACAUCCGGUUCCUCCGAAUGAAAAUGUUGUGUAUAUCACUCCACAACCCCAACCCCAACCACAUAAUGAUUAUGGUCCACCCCCACCACAAAAUUAUUAUCUAGUGACACAUAUUCAACCAACUGCACCACAACCACAACCGGAAGUUGAAGAAAAACCAGAGAAACCUAAAAAUGUCGUCGUGGAAAACAUGAAAGAAGAAAAAAAGGAUGAAGAGAAAAAGAAGGAAGAUAAAGAUGAACAUGAACAUGUCCUGGUUGAAAGCAACACUGCGAAGGCAAUCAUCGAAGAAUACGAACGGCAUUACGUCAAACGCCGAAAGAAUGUCGAUGUUAAAGUGGAUGGCGAAAGUGGUACCAGUGAUACCAGCACCACGCCUAGUCCAUACCCAAGCGCGACCACUCCUCUCACUAUCACCAAACCAGCUCCAUUAUCGCGCCAGCCGAUUAUCGUCGCCGAUCUGGACGAAAACAACUUAGAAUACGACGAUAAAAACAACUAUUCCACCACGCAGAGUACAAUCAAAACGGUCAAAACUUCCUCGUCGUUGUACCACGCAACGCAACCACUGAUUGUCACUCCGCGGCCAUUGGGGACCACAUUUCUUGCACCGAUUACUGCCGGGGUCCAGUUGCAAUCGGUUGAUAAUCAGCACAACCAUAAUGGGAAGCAUGACGCAGUGGUUGUGGAAGUACAAAAAAGUGUUCCUUAUUACCUUGGAAAGUUUGAAUUCGUUCAGAAUGAUAAGAAACCAACAAAAUCUGAUGAAAUCAAACAAAAUGUUGAUCUAGGAGCGAAUUUAUUGAAAUAUUCUAUUGAAAGACUACCAAAUCCACAAGCUUUUAUAACUGAAUAUAAUAAUUCUGGAUUGGGGCCUAGUAUUAACCAAGACCAAGAUCAAGAUCAGGAACAAGAAUCUGGACAGUUUGAUUACAAAGUCCAAAAUGCUCCUCCUUAUCAACAGGUCCUGGUCCCUGUUGGUCCAGUGACGAAAUUAGAAAAAGUUGAGCCGGAAUUACCACAACCCGUUCAAGUCCGACAAGUUUUCCUCCCGCAACCAGUGAAAACAGUCGCGGAUUACAUUCAGAAACCUUUUGGUCUUCAUCAUCAACACCAACAUCAUUACAAUCAACCGUCGGUGCUUCUCGAGCCGUUUCCGCAAGUAACAAAACUCAUUCCGCAGUUUGUUCCUUUGAAGCAUCAUCAAGAGGUGCAAAAAGUCCCCAUGAAAUCUUAUUCGUACGCGCCCAGUUACCAACCAAGUCAUUAUCAUCAUCAUCAACACCAUAACUAUCAGAUAAGUCAUUCGGGACACAAGAAACCAAAGAGUUUCCCACCGAAUUAUCAACAUUUGGGAAAUCAUCCGCAGUUUUAUCACACGGUUAAAUUCAAUGAUUAUAUUGGUAUGAAACCACCGAAAAUAAGUGUUGCAAGUGUAACUAAUCCGCCACCGGCCGCACAUGGUCCGCCAUUUAAAGCAUCGCAACAUUUACAGACAAUACACGAGUACUUACCAUCGACGCAGCUCACCGAUCAACAAGUCCGGAAAUACAGGAACCCACGCCACAGUUUUGGUAGUUCUAUUCGUCUCGAGUAUGGAUUUAUGCCGCCACUGAUACCGUCGAUCGAAAUCGAUGAGUUUGGUAAACCGAUCGAAAAGUCCGACUCGUAACUUGCACUUGCGAAAUGUAAAUUAUUUAUUGCGUUCAGUUUUGUGACAUAUAUGCGUGUGAGUUUUGUUAAGUUUUGUAUUUAAGCGAGUGUGCACGAUGUGAUUCUAUUUAUGUUCGAUUGAGAUCUACUUUUCUAAUCAACAAUGUUUUUUUCUUCACACCUUCGAAACAACAACAAGAGUGCGCAAGUGCAGUGUUGGAGGACGCCGCCGUAUCAAGCGAUAAAACAUUGAAAACAUGUUUUAUUUCGUUGCGAAUGGCACUGGCAGCGACACCUAGCGGAAGAUAUUCGAAACAUUGUUUUAUUUAAAAAUUAAAGUCUUAUUAUUUAAA